Pogona vitticeps (central bearded dragon) is the source of this 1739-nucleotide messenger RNA. RefSeq names its product COP9 signalosome subunit 4 (gene COPS4). The record is from RefSeq and is a predicted model, not a curated record. Lineage: Eukaryota; Metazoa; Chordata; Lepidosauria; Squamata; Agamidae. Gene Ontology annotation, cellular component: cytosol; COP9 signalosome.
GGCGGCUGCGCUGUCGUGACGUUCGCGUAACUCUAGCCGCGCCGCUCUAUGGUUACGCAGAGGCGUGAGGGGGCGCUGUGUUGUAGUCUCGCAUUGGCCACCUCAGCCUCUCGCCCGCGUCCGGAGCGGGGCUGUUUUCUCCUCAGGAGGUAGCUGUGAGGGGGAGUGAAAGAUGGCGGCUGCCGUGAGGCAGGAGUUGACCCAGCUCAUGAGCUCCAGCGGCUCCCACAAGGACUUGGCGGGGAAGUAUCGUCAGAUAUUGGAAAAAGCUAUUCAGCUGUCAGGAGCGGAACAGUUAGAAGCCUUAAAAGCCUUUGUAGAAGCAAUGGUGAAUGAAAAUGUCAGUUUAGUUAUUUCACGGCAGUUGCUGACAGACUUCUGUACACAUUUACCAAGUCUUCCUGAUGGUACAGCCAAAGAAAUCUACCACUUCACUUUGGAAAAGAUCCAGCCUCGUGUUAUUUCAUUUGAGGAGCAGGUUGCCUCGAUAAGACAGCAUCUUGCAUCAAUAUAUGAAAAGGAAGAAGACUGGAGGAAUGCAGCACAAGUGUUAGUGGGGAUUCCUUUGGAAACAGGACAAAAGCAAUACAAUGUGGACUAUAAAUUGGAGACCUAUCUGAAAAUUGCUCGACUCUAUCUGGAGGAUGAUGAUCCUGUUCAAGCUGAGGCAUAUAUCAACAGGGCAUCUCUUCUUCAGAAUGAAUCUACCAAUGAGCAGCUACAAAUCCAUUAUAAGGUGUGCUACGCACGUGUUCUUGACUACCGAAGGAAAUUCAUUGAAGCUGCUCAGCGGUAUAAUGAGCUUUCAUAUAAGAGUAUAGUCCAUGAAAGUGAAAGACUAGAAGCUUUGAAACAUGCCUUGCAUUGUACAAUUUUAGCAUCAGCAGGACAGCAACGCUCCCGUAUGCUAGCCACUCUUUUCAAGGAUGAAAGGUGUCAACAGCUCGCCGCCUAUGGGAUUUUGGAGAAGAUGUAUCUAGACAGAAUUAUCAGAGGGAACCAAUUGCAAGAAUUCGCUGCAAUGCUCAUGCCACACCAAAAAGCGACGACGGCUGACGGUACUCAUGUCUCCAACUGUUCCAGUAUUUUGGACAGAGCUGUCAUUGAACAUAAUUUGCUAUCUGCAAGCAAGCUGUAUAACAAUAUUACCUUUGAAGAACUUGGAGCGUUAUUAGAGAUUCCUGCAGCCAAGGCAGAGAAGAUAGCCUCUCAAAUGAUAACAGAGGGUCGCAUGAAUGGAUUUAUUGAUCAGAUAGAUGGAAUAGUUCACUUUGAAACUCGAGAAGCCUUACCAACAUGGGACAAACAGAUUCAGUCACUUUGCUUCCAAGUUAACAAUCUUUUGGAGAAGAUUAGUCAGACUGCUCCAGAAUGGACAGCACAAGCUAUGGAGGCUCAGAUGGCUCAGUAAACCACCAUUCUGUUCCUUUCUGUAGAAAAGACUCUUGGUUGUUGUUGUAAAAAGGUGAAAUAAACAUAAGAAAUUGAAAUUCGGGCUCACACCACGACUUGUAUUAAAACUCCUAAAGGUUGCUCUUAAAGGUACAGUAGAACAUCAUAAGAGGUGUUAAGCUAUAAAGUAAAACUAACCGAGCAGAGUGUAAAGGCGUGUUAAGGUUUUAUAUUAAAAUUUCAGUUGCUUUCUAGCGUUGUGAGUAUUUAUGUGUUGUGAAAAUUAAGGUGCCAUGGUCUCCUUUGCUCUGGUUGUUCCAAUAAAGCUGGGGUUGGACUUAAUCAAA